GUAGAUGGGGGAUGGCAGGGGAUGAAGGGUGGUGGGAUUUCAUCAUACAACGCCAUGCCGGGGAAGAGGCGAUGGAGUUGGCUUGUAAUUGCAGUGUUAGGCCUUGUUUUGCUCUCGAUGCUCGUUCCUCUCGCUUUCUUGCUUGGUCUACAUAACGGAUUUCACUCUGUUACUAACACAGGGUAUGCUAAUGAGCAAAGGAGUUCUGCUUCAUCAAAAAAGGAUGCAGCUUUUGCUUCACCAAUAACCAAAGAAGGGCUAUCAUCACAUGUGGAUGGACUAUUGAAAAAUCUUGAACCAAGUCUUCCAAAGGAAUUUAGAAGGCAUGUCAAGGAAGGUGAAAACAAAACUGGCAUCCAUGUGCCUACACAAGUGUUAAAGCCACCUCCAAAAAGACUUGAUGAUGAAGUGGAUUUAUCAACUGAAGUCAUUAAAACUGUUAAAGUCAUUGGUGAAAGUGAAAAAAUGUGUGAAUUAAAAUUCGGGAGUUAUUGCUUAUGGCGUCAACAACACAGAGAAAAAAUGAAAGAUUUUUUAGUAAAAAAAAUGAAAGAUCAACUUUAUGUGGCUCGAGCUUACUAUCCAACUAUUGCAAAGCUUCAAAACCUCAAUCAAUUCUCUCUUGAAAUGAAACAAAAUAUUCAGGAAUUCGAACGUAUCCUCAGUGAAAGCUCCUCAGACACAGAACUUCCACCCCAGGUUGAGAAGAAGCUGCAGAAGAUGGAAACUACAAUCACAAAAGCAAAAUCACAUACUGUUGACUGUAAUAAUGUUGAUAAAAAAUUAAGACAAUUAGUUGACUUAACAGAAGAUGAAGCCAAUUUUCACAUGAAGCAAAGUGCUUUUUUAUACCAACUUGCAGUCCAAACAACACCAAAGAGUCUUCAUUGUCUUUCAAUGAGACUCACUGUGGAGUAUUUUAAAACUUCCCCCAUUGAUGCUGACGUGUCAGAGCUUCUGUUGAAUCCAGAGUUGCUUCAUUAUGUCAUAUUUUCCAACAAUGUCCUUGCAUCAUCUGUAGUUAUCAAUUCAACCGUUAUGCAUGCAAAAGCUAGUAAGAAGCAGGUGUUUCAUGUGUUGACAGAUAAGCAAAGUUUCUUUUCCAUGAAAAUGUGGUUCUUCACCAAUAAUUACAAAGACGCCACUGUAGAAGUUUUGAACAUUGAAGAUCUCAACUUACAAGGUCACGAAAGAAGCAUGUGGGUCCCACAAGAAUUACGAGUCUCAUUCCUUUCCAAAAGCAAAACAGAAUAUAUUUCAGUUUUUUCCCAUUUACACUACGCCCUUCCAAAAAUAUUCUCAAGUUUAACAAAAAUCGUCGUUCUUGAUGAUGACAUUGUUGUCCAGCGCGAUCUAUCAGCCUUGUGGGGCCUUGACAUGGGCGGAAAAGUCAUUGGUGGGUUGCAAUUCUGCAAUGUAAAAUUGGGCGCACUUCAAGGGUAUUUUGGGAAAGAAAAAUAUAAUCCGAAUUCUUGUAUAUUGAUGUCCGGGUUAAAUGUAAUCGAUUUAGUUCGGUGGCGGGAACUUGAUAUUACUAAAACAUAUCAAAGUUUGUUACAACAGAGAGAGAGGGAAGGAAGUGGAGUAGGAGUAGGAGGAAUGUUGUUGAGUUUUGAAGGGUUGGUUGUUGGGAUUGAUGAAAGGUGGGUGUUAUCUGGAUUAGGGCAUAACUAUGGAAUUAGUAAAGAGGCGAUUAGCAAAGCCGCUGUUUUACAUUUCAAUGGAAACAUGAAACCCUGGCUGGAAUUGGGGAUUCCGGGGUAUAAAGUUUACUGGAGAAGGUUCUUGAAUCGUGAAAAUCGUUUCUUGAGUGAUUGCAAUGUGAAUCCUUGAAGAUAAUUAAGAAGAGGGUUGAAUUCUUUGAAUGGAAGAAGAGAAAGGAGGUGAUGAUGAUCUUUGCAAAAGUGAGUGAUGUCGGGGAGUAAAGUUGUUGAAUGAAUUGUGAAUGAGAAGAAAGGAAUAUCAAGAAUAGCGUUCUGCUUUUUUGUUUGGUGUUAAAGUAGGUAGGCAAUUGAGAUUCCUUACUUGUUUUUUAUUUUUAUUAUUAUAUUAUUAUUCACGAUUGUUAUAGUAGAGUAUUUAUUUGGGGAGGGUUUGUUAUUUGUGUGUAAUGAAUGUAUUUAUGGAGAUAGCAAAUAAUUGGAUUUACUACUUUAGAAGGGAAACUCAAAAGUCAAAACUGUGAUGUAUGUGGUCUUCUUUGUUGUAACAGACUUAAGCGUAAGCGAUUAGGAAAAGCUGUAACUGUAACUGUAACUAUUCUUCAAUCUUGAUGAUGCCUAUCUUUUUAA
Messenger RNA from Lactuca sativa (garden lettuce), 2291 nucleotides. It is a transcript of the gene GAUT7, whose product is annotated as galacturonosyltransferase 7. Gene Ontology annotation, molecular function: polygalacturonate 4-alpha-galacturonosyltransferase activity. The record is from RefSeq and is a predicted model, not a curated record. Lineage: Eukaryota; Viridiplantae; Streptophyta; Magnoliopsida; Asterales; Asteraceae.